AAUAUUGUUUGUUGCAGCAUUUUGAUCCUCCUAUAGGCUCCUCCACUGCAUGAUCCUUUAUAUUUUUCAAUUAAAAUAUGUCAUCAGGAGCACCCAAUCAUGAUAAUAAUUCAUCUCCUGUCAUACAAACAGUUGAGAUGCAUACUGGAGGAGAGCCUGUAAGAAUUAUAGUCAAAGGGUAUCCUCAAAUUCCAAGUGACACCAAUAUAUUAGCAAAGAGGUCUUAUGUGAGAGAUAAUUUGGACCACCUUCGUCGUAUGUUAAUGUUUGAGCCAAGAGGAAGCGAGGCAAUGUAUGGAGCACUGAUUGUAGAGAAAGACCUACCUGAGGCUAGCCUGGCCGUACUGUUUAUGCAUGGAGAAGGUUAUUCUACAAUGUGUGGUCAUGCUACUAUUUCUCUUGGCCGGUAUGCAAUUGAUUACGGCAUAGUCCCUCCCGUGACUCCUUUAACGACUUUCACAAUGCAAUGUCCCUGCGGCCCAGUAAAGGUCAAAGUUCAAUACGAGAAUAAUAAAUCUGGUGCAGUUUCCUUUGAAAGCGUGCCCUCAUUUGUUGACGCCGAUAAAUUGAAUCAGAGCGUAUACGUCCCUUCGCUCAAUAAAUCCAUCCCAUAUGAUAUUUCUUAUGGUGGGGCUUUUUAUGCUUUUGUUGAUGUGGGAAGCGUUGGUCUUGAUUUUAAGCACUCGUCAAUGGCAGAGUGUCGGGAAAUUGGAGGCUCUAUCACAGACGAGUUGAGGAAAACAAUAAAGCUCUCUCAUCCAGAUCCCUCUGCUUCAGAUUUGGAGUUCUUGUAUGGAACCAUACUGAUAUCAUCAGAGGGUCAGCAGUUGUGCAUUUUUGCAGAGAGACAAGUUGACCGUUCUCCUUGCGGCUCUGGAGUUUCUGCAAGACUAGCUCUAGAAUAUCAUCAGAAGAAAAUUAAAUUAGGUGAAGCAAAAAGAAUCUCUAAUCCUUUGACAGGGUCUGUGUUUGGGGGGCAGGCUACAAGGGAAGAGAAAUUCUUUGGAGUCAAUGCUGUUGUAACUGAAGUUAAAGGAAAUGGAUAUUACACAGGGGAGUCAAAAUUUUGGUUAGAAGAGGGAGACAAAAUUGGAGAAGGAUUUUUACUGUAAGACACUUUAUGUCAUAAGUACAAAGGGACAAGUGUUAAUUAAUAGUUAUGCUUUGUAAAUGUGUAACUGGUUGUGUAUGGCCUUUGUAGCAGCUCUUCGAAA
This is a messenger RNA of Amphimedon queenslandica, 1214 nucleotides long. Its product is annotated as trans-L-3-hydroxyproline dehydratase-like. Gene Ontology annotation, molecular function: hydro-lyase activity. The transcript is spliced from 5 exons. The coding region runs from base 78 to 1112 and encodes 344 amino acids. The record is from RefSeq and is a predicted model, not a curated record. Lineage: Eukaryota; Metazoa; Porifera; Demospongiae; Haplosclerida; Niphatidae.